This is a messenger RNA of Aspergillus aculeatus ATCC 16872, 1056 nucleotides long. RefSeq names its product ERF4 family protein. Gene Ontology annotation, biological process: protein targeting to membrane; peptidyl-L-cysteine S-palmitoylation. The transcript has a single exon. The annotation marks the transcript as partial. Gene Ontology annotation, cellular component: extrinsic component of endoplasmic reticulum membrane; endoplasmic reticulum palmitoyltransferase complex. NCBI's taxonomy places the organism in Eukaryota, Fungi, Ascomycota, Eurotiomycetes, Eurotiales, Aspergillaceae. The record is from RefSeq and is a predicted model, not a curated record.
UCGAUCUUACGGCCGCCAUCGGUGCGACUCGCGAAUCCCAUCAAUUACGUGCCGCGCAUCACCCCAGUCACUGUCCCCCGGUUCCCGCAGCCAUCGGAGGAGGAUCUGCCGCUCGAGGCGCAUCGGGACGCCUAUCCUCUUCUGACCAUCCCCGAACAACGCCGGAGUCGACUCAACCCGUCCCCCAAUAGUCUGUUGGUCGAGCGCAGCCAAGGAGAAACCGAGAGUGGCCGCUCCAGUAUCGCAGUGCCUCGAGGCCAGAGGCGCAGUGGCGCAGUCGAGGAAUAUCUGAUCUCGCAAGAAAUGUCCGAUCUGGGGUUGUCGAAUGUCGCCCAGGAUGCAUCAAAACCACGCACCCCGGAGCGGGCGCAUCUAGGCUUGGAGUUCAUGCCCGACGGCCCAGGACCGCACCCGGACGAUCGGCCCCGUCAUGUCCGGUCGCAAGUUUCACUGCGAUCGCAGUCUCAUAUCGCCUCAGUGCCCUCAAAUACGGGGUUGCCCGCCGGUGGAGAGCCUGAGAUGGCCGAAGAACUGGCUUGGGGCCCUGCUCACCCGUGCUUUCCUCACUUCAACCCGCAUGUUUCGAUCAACUCCGAAGAAUUCCUCACAACGCGUGUCAUCCGGAUUCGACGGGAUUGGAUGGUUAAAGGGGAUCUCGCUCCGACUUUCUCGAAUCUAUAUCCCGAGAUUCUCGAUCCGCUGCUUCCGGAGCAAGAAUUCCGCAGAGUCAUCGCUACGGUGAAUGACGAGCUCAUCAAAGCCUUCGAUCCCUUCAGCUUCCGCAAUAUCAUCGACAGCGUCUUGGGCUUGCUUACUGGCUGGUUAUGGGAGGAUGUGGGUGCUCCCGCGAUCAAGAGUCACUUGAACAGCGUGGAAUCGUGGCUAGAGAACUGGAAUAGGGAGGUUGGGGCGAAGGAUGGAGUGCACAUCUGGAGUCUGCGACGGACGGCCUAUCUUUCGUUAGAUAUCCAAAUCCCGGAUCCAAAGGUUGGUAUCAUUCCUAGUGAGAGUGGCUUCUCCUUGCCCGGAACUCGCCCGAGUAGUGGUGCGGUGUGA